AUGUAUGCUGACGAUCAGCAUAAACACACCCUGAGGGAGAACCACCCUUCUCAGAAAGCGGCUGCGAGUCUUCACUGCACACUGUACCCCCCGACCCCCGCUUCCUGUGGGGAAGCCCUGGCUCCCAGGGUUAGGAGGACAUUUGUUCCAGGAGAACUCUGGGGACCUACAGCUGAGGACGGGAAGAAGGUGGGCUUGGGCCUGCAGCUGAUGGGGCUGGACACGGAGUCAGUGAAGCUUCAGCUGGCCCCACUGGGGGCCCUGAACGUGGAUGGCCUCUUAGCUUCCUGGAACGUGGGCUGCUCGGCGAGGGGUGCCCUGCGGCAGGGCGGCUCACUCCAGCUUGGACGCUGCGGCCGGCGCACGCACAGCGUCAAGGGCUGGGUCCCGGCUCCGCUGCACGCGGCUGCCUCGCGGGAGUCCACCUACAAAAAUACAGGAUUAAUUGCCGGCGCGAUACGCACGAUCCGCGCGCCGCGAGAGCAGAUGGCACGCCCGGCCGCGCGCAGCGUCUGCACUUCCGGGCUUCGGGGCUGCGGCGCACCGCAGCGCUCUUCCUCUGCGGAGGGAAGCAGGUGUGCCUGGCUCCGUGGAAAGUGGCCGCUGCAGAUGCCGGCAAAUCAGAUCCUAUUUUUAAAUGUUCUGCGGGAGUUUGCCCUUUGA
This is a messenger RNA of Rangifer tarandus platyrhynchus (Svalbard reindeer), 663 nucleotides long. The record is from the annotation of a GenBank genome assembly. Lineage: Eukaryota; Metazoa; Chordata; Mammalia; Artiodactyla; Cervidae.